This is a messenger RNA of Effrenium voratum, 2061 nucleotides long. Lineage: Eukaryota; Dinophyceae; Suessiales; Symbiodiniaceae. The record is from the annotation of a GenBank genome assembly.
AUGGGCUGCCGCGUGUCCGCCGCGCUGAAGCGGCUUGAGCUUAUGACAGGCGGCGCCUCGCGCGGCUCGCGCGGCGGGGGACCCGGCCCUGCGGGGCCUGAGCCGCCGGUGGCGCCGGCGCGGCUGGGCAGGGAGCUACGGGAGCUCCUGGAGGCGUCGAACGCCAUGGGCCCCGAGCAGAAGGUGGGCUGGCAGCGGUGGCUGCAGCAGCCCGCGAAGGAGGUAGAGCCGCCGCCCUGGCAGAAGCUGUGCUACCGCUCCAGCCUGCUACUGGCAGAGGGGGCGCAGGAGGCAGCCAGCAAUGCAGCCGCAGAGGUUGCUGCGCUACGGCCACUACCGGUGCAGCCGCUGGAAAACAUGCCCUGGUUGCAGCAUCUUUGUUGCUUGUUGGAAGCUCUGGACGCUGUGCUCUGCCUCUCUGGCAGCCUGGCUGCUGCCGAGGUGGCGGAGGAGGUGUUUCCAAAGCUGGAUGAGGUUUGGGAGGUUCUGCGUCGCUACGCCAAGAUCGCCGUGCUCAAGCCCACGCUGCCCGAGACCGACGUUGGUGCGCUCCGUGCCGCGCGGCUCUGCGCGGGGGACCUGGGCGCGGCGACCCCGCGGGCGCAGCUGGCGCCGCUCUGCGAGGCGGCGCUCAGGCUGCCGCUGCAGAUACUGGCUCGCUGUACGCCAACGGGGCCGGAGGCUGUGACCGGACAAGACCUGCUGGAGCUGGCCGAUGGAGACUUGUCUCUGGCGGUCUUCUGCGCGGUGAGCGCUCUGCGUGCGCCCGGCCUUCGUGCCUCUGGAAGGCUGAAGCUGAGAGUUUGGCAGCUGCUGCAGGAGCUUUCCACCUUCCAAUUCUUCGCCUCAGAAAUCUCGCCCUUCCGGGAGCGGAGUGACGAGACGCCCCUGCAGGACUUCGAGGCGCAGCACCCCGGCUACGCCCACGGCUUGGCCCUGUGCCUGCUGCAGGCGGAUGCUUUGGAAGCCUGCUGUGAUUUGGUGGUCGCCAAUGCGGAGGCGACUCAGCGAGUGGGCAUUAUCAUAGGCUGCUUGCGAAUGCUCCAUAGCCUGAGCGCCUCCGACCGGCUUUGGGCCUCCGGCCGGCUACUGGCACGCCGCAUAGCCGUGCUGUGGCCCCGCUUCGGCUACAGAGUUCUGGCCCCUCACUUGCGGCGCCUCGCAGCGUCCGAAGCAGGAGCACAAGGCGAGCUGCGCCGGGACUUGCGCACGCUGGCCUGGCUGCUUUACCACGCGCCGGAGCUGGCGGAGCUGGCGCGGCCCCUGGCGGCGGAGAUGGCGUUGAGGCUGCUGAAGGGCAGCCCAGAAACGCUCGCGGUAGCCAUCGCCGCAGCGGCGAAUGCUGGAGCACUCACGGAGGGCACGCUGCUCGACGCUCUCAGCGCCAUGGAAAGCACUCAGAAGGAGGCCGUGCAGCAAAGAUUUCCUGAGGAGACCAACCAGCGACUCUGGAUCGUGGAGGCUGCCUGGCCGGUGAUCGAGGAGCUUGGGCUUUGGCCCGCGGAGGAGGACGACAGCGAGGCAGCGGAGAAGCGGAGAGCGGACAUCGAGGCCAUUGCAAAGUUGACUCCGGAGGUGGAGGGCUUCAAUUCCGUGCUGCCAGGUGGCGUGGACGAGGCGAAGGAGAACUGGGGGGAUGACUGGGAGGCCGAGCAGCAGCAGGCUGAGGCGGCUCAGACCAAGGCAGACAAGCCGUGCUCAAUGCCGAUCACCUUGGGAGCGCUGGGAGUGCCUUUGCCAGGACCACAAAGCUUAGGCAGUCGCUCCCAGCUCUUUGCGCAUCUUUGCAGCAGCCCCUCCGAGCUCCACUGCUCGCUGGACGGGCGUCUGUGCACCGAGCCUGUCCUGGCAGCUCCAGGUGGGGAACUGUUGGAUGUUCUCUUUCAACGCUCCAGCAUCCUUUGCUGGUUGAGCCAGCGGCAAGUUUGCCCUGUGACUGGCGUGGCUCUGCACGCAGAAGAUUUACUGCCUGCAGUGGCGACCUGGAUGAAAAUGACCGCUGUGCUGCCUUACUCCUUUGGGCUGCUCGCCAGUGAGCAACCAACCCAAAUUCGUAGCUAG